Messenger RNA from Ostrea edulis (European flat oyster), 3927 nucleotides. RefSeq lists its product as uncharacterized. The record is from RefSeq and is a predicted model, not a curated record. Bases 622 to 1221 code for a protein of 199 amino acids. NCBI's taxonomy places the organism in Eukaryota, Metazoa, Mollusca, Bivalvia, Ostreida, Ostreidae. The transcript is spliced from 4 exons.
GUCAGAAACCAUUGCACUGAAGUGGGAGGUUAAUUGUGAAGAGAAUUUAUGCGAAUGUAUUUUUGAACCGCAUCUGAUUUCCAUCUGCCCAAUUUUGUGUCUCAAGUUGAGAAAGACCCCGCUUUGCUGCUUCAAUGGCAGCCCCUAUUCGGAAACUGUGUCCUGUUUUCUGUACAUGAUCUGUUUAAGUGACCAACAGAAACAUGCUGAAAGAGAAACAGAACUGUUCCUGUCUCUUCAAUUUAUUUCAAAUGGCGAGUUUGAUUUCUUUGUGUCGCUUUGUGAACGAAACCCGGAGACAAAAUGAUACAAUGACCCAACUAUGAAGCUUGGACUUGGAGUGUACUAAGUGAAUGGGUACACUCACAACUCUUUUGUUCGAGGUGUGGAAUAUGCACAUGUUACCUUGACAUCAGUGUACGGAGCUUCGUUCGUCUGGCCAUAGGGCGUUCACUGUUCUGCUUCGCUGAAUAUCUACAUGUAUUGUCAACUGAUAAUGACCGAAAAAAGACAUUUGCCGUCCCAAGUAUAUCAUUAUAUGCUACUUCUUCACUGAGGACCAUAUCCGACUACAAGCACCCACUGACAAAAGAUGAUGUCACCAUCACGCUAAUUUCCGGAAUGGUUAAAGUUGGUCUCCAGCAUUGUAGGAUGAAGGUCUUUUUCACUGCGGUUAUCAUAUUCACUGCCCUGGACACAGUUCUUGGAUUAGAUUGCUCCAAAUGUACUCACGUGACUAUAAAAGAUGUCCCUACCAUACUUCAAAACAUUGUAUUACCUAAAAGUCCGCUCUGCGCCAGUACUCCUGCUGGGCAGACGGCGAGUGGUGUGGGAUUGGUGCGCUGUCCCGCUAAUCCUCCCUCAGGGCAAGUGUACAAGUGUGGGACCUAUACCGGUACUGUGACUGUUGGAGUCGACACAGUACUCACUACAGUGACUGUGAAUGCCGAUAUAGUUUACCGAGACUGCGUAUUGAUGGACCCUGCCAUUCCAACCACCUGUACCCCACAAAACAACGUACCUACGGGUAACGCCGUCCUCAGGACUGUUUUGUCCGGACUAGCUGAUAUCAACGCUGUCAAGUUUGUCGGUACUAGAUGUGUGGAUGACCAAACUUCUAUGAACUCUUUCUCAAGGUCUACUGCAAUUCACAAGAGUGACAUGAAAACUGUACUUUGCGUAUUGAUGUUAGCAAUCAUGAAAUGUGUUGUAAGUUUUUGAAGAUACGUGUUCAUUAACCCAGCUCCGAAUGUUAACUGUUCAACGCUAAUAUCAGUGCGCUAAAAUAAGUAAACAUACCGUAAACAUUGAUUAAUUGGUGACGUAGAUAGUUUGAUUGAUGUGGUAAUGAGAUAUAUCAAAACAUAUUUUUAUGUAUUCUUAUUUUUACCCAAAUAUAACAUAUACUUGGUUAAAGUAAUGUAGUGCAAUUUGACAUAAUCAUUAUAAAUCUUAAAUUCUAAUGAUACAAUAGAAUAAAUACCGCAUGAAGCGCAUGCCUUUAAGGAAGCCAUCACAUGUUCAAUUUGCUCAACAUCACAAUGAUAACAUAAGAUACAACCAUGUACAGUUUAUACAAAAGUUUAUUGUUGUUUUUGUGAUUGUGUCACACCACUAAAUCAAGUGAUCCAAAGUACAAUUUUGACUUAUUAAAGAAGAACAUAAGUUUGGAAAUUUAGUAUCACCAAGCUGUCAAUAAUUUUACUAUUAUAAAUCCUCAAAUGUUGUCCAUAUUAUACGAUAUACACACACGAUAGUUGAUCACAGCUAUCGUAAGAGACGACAGAAUUAUACAAUCUGAUAAUGAAUGUGUAACAUCUCUUUCUGGUCAUUUAUGAAUUUUCUCGGGUCUUGAGCACCCUUAGAUAACUUGCUAAUGUUUAAUAAAUUCUAUGAAAAGUGAAAAUAACCAACAGUAAUCAAUAUCACAAAUCCCAUAAACAAUCGAACAUUAAGAGUAGGACAAACACUGACUCCUGGGCACAAUAGAAGUUGGAUCAGGUGCCUAGGAGAAGUAUCCCCUGUCGACCGGCCACAUCUGCCGUGAAUCCUUUAUCCUCCUCACUUAAACAGAGUAAUCCGUAGCCAAAAUCAGUGGGUAAAGAACGGCCUAACAAUUGGUAUAAAAGCUGUCGGACAGCAUUCGACCUAAUGACAGGUUGCAUUUGCAAUUAAGAUAAUUAUAUCGACCAUAUAAUUUGCGAAGACUUUCAACGAAACUGUUGAAACCCUUGUCACAUCAACUUAUUUGUCAGUAGCUUGUGCAAGGUGAAGAUAACGAACAGUGAUCAAUCUCAUAACUCCUAUAAGCAAUACAAAAUAGAUAGUUGGGCAAACACGGACCCCUGGACACAUCAGAGGUGGGAUCAGGUGCCUAGGAGGAGUAAGAAUCCCCUGUUGACCGGUCACACCCGCCAUGAGCCCUCUAUCCUGAUCAGGUAAACGGAGUUAUCCACAGUCAAAAUCAGUGUGCCAAGAACGGCUUAACAAUCGGUAUGAAGCACAUCAGACAGCAUUUGACCCAAUGCGAGGUUGUACUGAUGAAGUAGAUCGUUAUAACGACCAUAGAAUUUGCAAAAUGCUGACUUCAAUCGAGACUGUUGAAAUCCCUGUACCAUCAACUUGAUUGUCAGUAGCUUACCUCGAUUUAAAAACUGACUUUACGCAGAACAAGCUUAUAAAAUAUAUCAUAGUAUUUAUUAUAGGAGUUUUAAGUUUGAGAACUGUUCGUUAUCUUGCACAUUUCCCUUACAUUACUUACGCCUCCUAUCAAAGCAUCUUAGCUUGCAAGAGUAAAUGAUUAAAGCCAGAAUAAAUCAUAUUGAUACGCAAGAGCAUGUUCUUCGUAUGAUCAAUUCAAAUCAAUCAACACAUACUAAUUUUGAGUACGGUCGCUUACAUGAUCAAAAUAUAGGGUUCACGGUGGGUGGGACCGUGCAACGAGAUAUAUUUAAUUCUCCUAGGCACCAGAUCCCAUCUCUGGUGUGUUGGGGGCUAUCAUAACAAAAAAUGCAUAAUGACAAAGAAAGUACAAACAUAAAUUUGUAAAGAAAUAGCAAAAUAUUGGAUGUACCAAGAGGAAAACAAUAGAAGUGAAUGUUGUCUGACAUGUUUCAUACCAAUUGUUCGGCCGUUCUUUAUGCACUGAUUCUGACUGAUUACUCAGUUUACCUCAUCAAGAUAUAGGGCUCACGGCGGGUGUAACCGGUCGACAGGGGAUGUUUACUUCUCCUAGACAUCUGAUCCCACUUCUAGUAUAUCCAGGGUCUGUGUUUGUACAGCUUUCUAUUUUGUAUUCUGCAUGGGAGUUGUGGAAUUGGUCACUGUUCGUGGUCUUCACCUUUUCAUGCUGGACAGAGGCCCAUGAACUUUCAACGCAAGGGAUACUCGCUAAUAAAGGUUUCUAGUGAUUAUGGAUAUUAAGAACUUGGUUUUUAUGGCACUGGAUUGGCCAGAACGGAGGCGUAACAGAUAAAAUUGUAUGGUUCGAUAGACCAGAGGUCAUUCGUUAUCAUAAAUUAUGUAUAUCAAAUAAAAAUUAAGCAAAAAUUGUAAAUAAAGUUGACGGUGUAGUUAAAUGUAAAAGGUUUCGAAGGAAACAAUUGUUCAAUUCAAAUGCAAAGUGAAAUCAGAAGUCAGGUUUUUAAAUGUUUAGGAAGAGAUUAAUAUAGUAAGGAAUUCGGAAACCUAUGCGAGAGGAACAGAGAAAGAGGCGAGAUAGAAGUUUUCCUAAUGAAUGUUUCUCAUUUAUACAGGUAAGGUACUGUAUAUACGUGUACGUUUUAUAAUGCAUCUUUUGUAUGGUUGGGCUUAUCUAUUUUGUGAGUUGUGUUAAUUUAUGUCAUAUUGUUUAUAAUAUUGUGCAUUUUUAAUGACGAUGAUUUAAUAACAGAUUGUUUAUUUAAUAAAAGAGUAGACAAAACAGAA